UAAUUAAGUCUGGAACCAAAACACACGAACGAUCUUCGAUGGCAAGAGAAGGAAACUCAGAUCCCAUCCCGAUCGACAUCAUUCUCGACAUACUUUCGAGAUCCUCUACUAAAGAAAUCGCUAGGUUUGGUCUCGCAUCCAAGUUCUGUGCAUCAAUACUUAACUCUCAAAAUUUCACCGAGUUGUUCCUGACCAGAUCCUUAACUUCUCAGCCACGUCUCUUAUUCGCCAUCAAAAACUCCGGUGACUGGUGCUUCUACUCGUCGCCUCAGCUCCAUAAUCUAGAUGAGAACCAUUCUCUUGUAGUAUCAGCCGACUUGCAUAUGCAGUUACCUGGAGACAUGGGAUCAGAGAUUUGUGGUCCUGUCUCUGGCUUGUUCUAUUUCCCUAAUAUGCGGAGAAGUGAAGUGCCGGUGAUAUGUAACCCUAGCACAGGACAGUACGCAAGAUUACCUCAAUUGAAAAGGAAAAGGGAUUCAAGAAGCUUAUUAGGUUAUGAUCCUAUUGGCAAAAGAUAUAAAGUAUCAAACAUAAGAAAUUCAAUUUAUGGAGCAUCUAAUGAAGAGGGACAUAUUAUGACAUUAGGAACUGGGAAAAUGUCAUGGAGAAAACUGCAUUGUCCGGAAAACCAUUAUCCUAUAGGGGAAGGGGUAUGCAUCGAUGGGGUUUUGUAUUACAUUGCUGGACAAGCAAAAGGUGUGAAGUUAGCUUGCUUUGAUGUUAGGAAUGAAAAUUUUAGGUUUCUUAAGACAGAUUCUAUUAUUAGGAAGUUAUUAGUUUCUUCUUCGUCUACUUCUUCGUCUACUAAAUUGAUAAAAUACAAGGGUAAAUUAGGUGUAAUUAGUUGGCGUUGGGAUAGUUACGUUUAUGGAAGAGCUAGGUUGUGUUUGCAGAUUCUAGAGGAUGCCCAGGAUCAAAAAUGGUUGGAACAUCGAUACACUUUUCCGGUGAAUAUUGUCGUUAAGGGAGAUGUUUCCGUCGUUGGAGUGACUGCUACUAAUGAAAUUAUUUUGUCCAUGGACUAUACAUCUAAAGCUUUCUUUGUUUUCUACUUCAAUCCCGAAAGGAGAACUCUUGAGAGAGUUAGAGUCCAAGGUUUUGAAGCGUUUGAGAAGCCUAAUAGAGUUUACACCUUUGUAGACUAUGCUGAGGAUUUCAAGUUUAUAACAGAGUCUAGCUAGUUUGCCUCUAAAUGGACAUUUUCAGCUACAUGUUUCAAUGUAAUUAAGCUCCAUAUUUUUUUGACAUGUCAUUUUUUUUUUCCAAGUUUUAUUCUCAAUGCCCUUAUUUUGUUGCACGUUACUUGAAAGCAAAACAAUGUUUUAGUUUUGUCCCACAUUAAUUGCAUUUUCAUGGAAUAUUCAUAGAACUUCUUGUUUCUUUGUAUAUG
Molecule: messenger RNA, 1390 nt
Organism: Arabidopsis lyrata subsp. lyrata
Lineage: Eukaryota; Viridiplantae; Streptophyta; Magnoliopsida; Brassicales; Brassicaceae
Product: putative F-box protein At5g52620
Exons: 1
Coding region: 39-1181 (380 amino acids)
Molecular function (GO): protein binding
Source: RefSeq, a predicted model, not a curated record